This is a messenger RNA of Halteromyces radiatus, 1753 nucleotides long. RefSeq lists its product as uncharacterized. Bases 195 to 1463 code for a protein of 422 amino acids. The transcript has 2 exons. The record is from RefSeq and is a predicted model, not a curated record. Lineage: Eukaryota; Fungi; Mucoromycota; Mucoromycetes; Mucorales; Cunninghamellaceae.
AACAACAACAACAACAACAACAAGAAGAAGAACAACAACAAUCAUUACCUGCGCCAAUAAAUAAUGAAAAGAAACCUGUAACAUUUUCCUCUUCUCCACCUGUGGUAUCUGCAAAUGACGAUAUUGACACUGCACCUUAUAACGCUUUUGAAUUGAAUUCCCAUAAAGGUGAUGAAACCAAUGAUAAGACUAAAAUGUACGAGAGCCAGGAAGCAACAGCAAGAACUGAUGAAAGUACAUCACCCCUUGAAUUGGUGUCAACACAACAACAUUGUACUGAUGAUUCAACAAAUGAGAAUGAUUACCAGCACACUGACUUGGAUCUUGCAGAAAAAACGAAUGUGGACGGCGUCAACAGCAACGAUGAUGUUUCUUCAGAUGAUAUAUACCAUUUCAAUGAACAUAGAGUCAAAUCACCAGUUUAUGACAGUUUAUCAAGUGAUAUUUUAGCGAAGAAUGAUUUAUUCGACUUGACCGAUAACGACACUGACGACAACUUGGAUCUUUCAUCUAGCAAUUGUUUUGUCUUGGAUAGUCAACCUGAAAGUAGUUAUGUCAUGGGGGACGAAUAUGGAUUUAGCGACAAGAGUCAUUCACCUUCAAGCGAUCAACAGCAAUUAACAACGACAACAAACGAUGAAUCAACAAAAACCAGAUCACCUGUGCUUCCGGAACAUUCUAUUGGUCAUGACGAUAACAGGUCUUCACUUGAUUUGAUGAUUCAUUGUAGCAAUUCACCACCAAAGAUUGGACGAUUACAACAGCGUGAUAUAUCUGAUUUUAUGUCUUCUGAACCGGAACCCGUAUAUCAAGAAUCUGUUGAAAAAAGACGCAAACUUAAAUCACCAAAGAGGGAAUUGGAUCGACAACAUCAACGACAAUUACAUCAAACGGAACUUGAUGUGUUUUAUUCCCAAUUGUCUUCUGGAAGUAGUCUAUCGACAGCCAAAUCAUUCUUCGAUGAUGACGAUGAUACUCAACUGUCCAAUACCAAAUCAUCUCAAACACGACAAAAGGAUGCCAAUACAUUAUCAUCAUUGGAACAGCUACGUGUCGAAAAGCAAUCAAAAAGAUCAACACAAUCACCCAAUGAAAAGCAACAAUGGAUGAGUACUUUAUCGAUGCCGCGAACAAAGUCGUCACUAUCUCCGUGCACUCAACAAAAAGAUAAUAAAUCACAAGAAGUAGAAGAAGAAAAAGGGAUGAAUAGGAUGAAAAGGAACACAAAAAUGGCAACAACAUCUGUGAUGACUGAUCCAUCCAAGCCCAGACAACGCAGUUAUGGUUUGUCAAAGCCAAGGUCAAUAUCUUCAGCGAAAAGAACAACACCAAGUAUAUCAGCAUUAAUAACAGGUCAACAUGGUCCGUCCUUACAACCUUGUGAUGUUAUUGUGAAAACUGGGAAAAUUGGUUCAAGAAAGAAAACGUUAGGAAUGACACGCCGGUUCAACAUUUAUAAAUGAUCUCCUUUUUAUUAGUAUUUAUAUAACACUUUUUAUUUUGAUUAUCUCUAUUUAUGUCUUACAAAAAUGAUUCUUUACAAAUGUUGGUCCUGGGGACAGUUUUGUGUAUAUACUUUUUUUUUAAUAUAUAUUUUUUUGGUCCGAAGGGUUCUUGGUAUGCAACGUGAAAUGUGGGAUUUCUUCUUCAGUAGUUUAAUUUAUGUGAUAUACCCAAUUGACUCUUUGAAAUAAAAGGUCUCUCUCUCUUUUUUUUUUUAUCUUUUUAUUUUAUUAUCAUGACGGAUGAUUCU